AUGGAAGAAUCAUCUGUGGAGGGAGAAAGGGAAACCAUGGCGAAAGCCCGAUUGACCCAAAGGCGGAAAGAGCUCUUUGGAGAUUGCAGACUAAUUGAGAUCAUCCAUCUCCACGAUUGUUUACGUGGAGAGCUGAACGCGCUCGAAAAGGGUGUUCUGGAAGUGAGUCAGUCGUUGCUGGACACUGGAAAUCAAGAAAUUCUCGUCAAGCUGGAAAAAGAAGUGACCAGCCGCUUCCAGAUUAUUUGGUCAGUCUUCAAAGCACAUAGUUCAGCUGAAGAUGAAUUCAUUUGGCCUACAUUGCGAUCGAAAACGAAAGGAAAGGUAACCGGAAGCCCUUCCUAUAGACCUGACCAAGAUGCUGAAGAUGUUCCACAAGAUCUGAAUGUUGUUGAACAAGAAGAAUACGAAGAGGACCAUGCAGACGAAGAGCGCAUGUUUUCUACUAUGAAUAGAAUGCUGAUCGAACUUCGUCAUUUGCUUUCACAACCGACCACCGCGUUGUCAAAGACUGCACAACCAACGAAAACGGCGACUGGAACUUCGAUAAUAACAGACGAAGCCAGCAUUGCGCCAACCUGUGUCGAAGGCGAUUCUGUGCACGAGGUUAUGCAACAGUUGAACAACCAUGUGAAACAUCUUUCUCGCCAUCUCCAACAACACUUGGAGAAGGAGGAGAAUCAGUGCAUGCCGCUUGUCGUCAAGCACCUAACCAAGGACGAAAUUCAUGAUUUGGUUGGAAAAAUUAUGGGAAAGAGAUCAUGCGACAUGAUUGCUCAGAUCAUGACGAUGGCUGUGCAGAAUCUUGGCGAGGCGGAAAGAGCUCAGAUGGUAGACUACAUGAAAGAAGCCAUGGCUGGUACGUUUUUCGAUCGAUGGUUGGCAAUGUCAGGUUGGAUGGAACCAGAGGAAAAGAAAGAAGAACCUGCUGAAACAGCAGAUGCUUCCAACAAUAAAAGGACACACGAAGCUGGCAACGGGGCCGGAGAAGAGACAAAAAGAAUUAGAUUGGAUCAAUUGAUUGCCCAUGCCAUUGUUGGGAAACCAGCGCAAACAACUCCAAAAACAGCUGAACUGCGCCGAAACUUGGGUUCUAGACUCACAACUGAGAAAGAACUUGAAAAACUGAUCCGUGCGGUAGCAACAAACCCAACUCUGUCAUCAAAACAGAAAAACACAACGAUUCAAGGAUUGAGGCAGUCAAUUUGGAAGAGGAAUCAAGGCAUCAAGAAACAAGCAGAAGCCAAAGUUGAAAGCAAGGACGCUCCAGCGUGUUCGGUUGACCCUUCAUCUACUACUCCAAGUGCCACAGCAAAGCCAGUAAUGUCAGGAACGUGCAUUCCUACACAACGCGGAAUCCCACCAACACAGUUCUUCGUCAAGAACAGUGACGGAAAGACUAUAAAGGCUUGGGAUAGCUCUGAUUCGAUCACCAACUCAACUGUUCCAGUUCCAACAUUCUCCACAACUGAGCUAGCUCCAACUUUCCAUGACGGUGCAUCUGGUGCUGUUCUUGGUUGCCCGCACUACGCUCGUUCGUGUAAACUUCGGCACCCGGUUUCUGGACGAUUGUAUACCUGUCGACUAUGUUGUGAACAGGACAGAGAAAACCCUGCGAAAGAAAAAGACGAGCCGCUCGAUAGAUAUACUGUCAAGGAAGUCAUGUGCAUGAAGUGCAACACGCUCCAACCAGCUCGAGAUAAAUGCUUGAAUUCAAGUUGUGAAUCACACGACAAGUCAUUCGCGAAGUACUUCUGUCGUAUUUGCCAUCUCUAUGACAACAGGCCCAGACCAAUUUUUCAUUGUCCAUACUGCAACACUUGCCGAAUGGGCAAAGGUCUGGGUAUUGAUUUCUACCAUUGCGUGAGAUGCAAUGCCUGUGUUUCAAUGGACGACAAAGAACAUCGAUGCAUUCCUCAAAAGCUUGAAAGUACCUGCCCAAUCUGUCACGACACUCUCUUCCAAUCAACGGAAGCUCUCAAAGGUCUCAAAUGUGGUCACGUCAUGCACCUGUCUUGUUUCACAAAAUAUCGACGUUCACAAAGCUAUACUUGUCCCAUCUGCAAGAAAUGUAUGGAAGACAUGAAUGACUAUUUUGCGUUGCUGGACGCUGCUGUUCGAAUGCAACCGAUGCCAUUUGAAUAUAUGAAUACUUACAGUAACAUUUACUGUCAAGAUUGUCAAAAGUCUGGUCAGUGUAAGUAUCACUUUGUUGGGCAGAAGUGUCCAACCUGUGGCUCAUACAAUACUAGGGAGCUUGGACGAGUCCAAGCCCAGACCACUCCAGUCGCCUACACCUAA
This is a messenger RNA of Cylindrotheca closterium, 2301 nucleotides long. The record is from the annotation of a GenBank genome assembly. Lineage: Eukaryota; Bacillariophyta; Bacillariophyceae; Bacillariales; Bacillariaceae.